AUGACUCGUAAAGGAAAAAAGCAGGAGGAACGCAAAGUGCGGUCGUCGGAUUUCGCGAUGUACCAGACCGCGAAUUCCAGACCAACGGGGUUGCAUCACAUCUUCGACUCGUUUUACCACGAUGCAACGGCAUACGGGACUGGCGAUCAAUCGCGAGAUGGGCGCUCUGAUGACGCCUCAUCUGCCUUUUCACAGUCACAGGCAGAACUUCUCAAGGCGCUGGAGAAGCUCACGAAGAAAGACGGCACCACCAAACUGAAGGCCAUUGAACACCUCAUUUCGCUGCUUGAUGACACCCCAGACUAUGUUUUGGAGGGCUUGGUGCCUGAUUUCAUGCAUCUUUUUAAGCGCAUCGCAGUCGUAGAGCCUUCAAGGAAAAUACGUCUACACCUUGGACAAGCCCUUUCCCGCAUUGCCAAAACACUCAAAAAGCGUAUGCAGGUGCACAUGGAUGGGAUUGUGACAUACUGGUGGAUGGCGAUGCAUGACGAUGCACCGGACGUGGCUAGCGCAUAUAUCGAAGCUUUUCACAGCCUCUUUUCGGCACCCGACGCCGAAAGAACUGAACUGGAUCGCAAGACGUUCCGCGUGCUCACACAUUAUAUCCAGACAAUCGCAAAUACCAGCCUAAUGCUACUUAGUCGGAAUAUAGAGGAAUAUAAACGCGAUUGGAUGGAUACUUUUGGCAAGACUUGCGACAACUCCGCCACUAUCUCGGACAUGCACAAUAGGCUCGUCUGUUCGCUGUUACAAGGUAUUGUUAACCUUAUGACUCAGCAAAGACUAUUUGCCAAUGAAGUGGAUGGAGAUAAGCUCCCCGUUACGGUAUUCGUCAACGAUGAGCUCGUUAAUAGAAUUGGUUCGCUGUGCCUCAACGGCACGUUCAGGCAGCGUCUAGCAAGUGCGCGACUACUUGUUGAAUUAGUCAAAGUCUUACCGGCCGGUAAGCUGCCAAUCGCGAGGAAGCUGUUCGGAAUAGGUAUGAAACGGGUACACGAGGACGAAGAAGCACACAUUUCGUACCAACAUGUGCGUCUAAUUUGCGCCUGUGCCAGGUACAAUAGUGCAUGUUGGGAACCAUCGAUAUUGGGAAAUUAUGCUUCAUUUGUUAAACGGGUCCUGGAACAACACACAGGGGACUCCGCAGUGACCGCAGAGCUCUAUUCUUUGUGUCCUUGCCUAGUGUCGUAUCUGCCGCAGGAGUGGUUGCGGUCGCCAUCCGGGGAGCAGGCUGUGCUUGAAGUUAUCAAAUACGUCCUACAUCUCCUGAGUGAGAAGUUGCAAGCGAAUUAUGAGAAGUCAUAUGCGUACGAUGUCAAAAUGUUGAGCCAGGUGGGCAGCAGUAUGCUCUAUUGCUACUACCGCAUACUUAUGCUUCUAGAAGGUAAUUGCGAAACCAUCGCACAACACGCCAUUGCUCCCAUAUUGGAGUUGCCGUAUGAAAGCACUUCUCUCGCUAAACAUUUACUAUCGCAACUUCCGCGCAUAUUCACCGAGUUCAUAGAGGAAGCAGAGGCCAUGAAAUCGUCCGAGGCUAUCGAUACCAUCCUGACGAUGUUAAGAAAAGUAGAUGAGAAACAAGUCAAUGGUGUUCUAAUGACACGUAUAUUUGACUCCCUGUCGAAGGGUGGGCAUAACGACGUAGAAGAUGUGGAACCCCGUGACAGCAUAAAGUCGUACGUCCGCAAUGCACAGAAGGGCCUGAAGUCGCGGAUCAUGGAAGACGAGUUGCCGUCUGUUCUUAUGGAAUUUUUGGCCGAACCACAAUCUCCGUCGUGCGUGGAGCGUAUGGACGAGAUGUUGAGUGUUGCUGACAGCAUCACUACGCUGUCCAAAGACUCGGGCAUUUUAGUGGCUCCGCGCUUCUUUAUGGAACGAAAGUACCAUGAUAGUUGGGAAUUCGAGGGCGCGUUUGCUAAACUUUCGCGUGUAUUAAAAUUGUUCGAACCUUUAUUGAAUGAACCCGAAAAAUAUUAUCCUGAGGAAACGGAUGCGAAAAGCGUAUUGCUCGUAUCGUUGGUGGCAUUGCAAAAUACCGACUCUGACGAUAAAGCGGUCAAUAUAGCAAAAAAAGUAUACAGCUGUCUAACUGAACUUGGUGAUGGCAAUUGCUUGGCGGUUUUCCUCAAAUUCGUUAACGCGUCACAACGCUUUUCGCAUUGCCUAUCUCAAACAAUGCUCGGGUGGUUAAUGCAGCCAGAACACCUUAAUGUUGCAACUUGCGAAGCUGUAUACAGUGCGGUCGAUGUCUCGUCAUUGGAUGCAGAAGGUUUGCUCAAAUAUGAGCUGCUCCACACUGUACUGCGGUUCGAAAGGAAAACGGCCGUUAAGGGAUACAAACCGAAGGAGCACGGAAUGGUCGACGACGUUGUCGCGUUCUACCUAGUGGGGUACUAUACAAACUUGUUAGUCAGAAUAGAUACCCUUCUUAAUUUUAGCGUCGCACUUUUGCCGGAAUGGCAACAGGGUAAGUCAACCGCCGACAGUGAUCGCCUUAAGUCUUUUCUACAACUGCUUCAACGGGGAAAGGACACGUUUAAGUACUCCCAUGAUACGAGCAGUGAAGUGGUCCUCAACAAAGAUCUUGUAAACGCAAUGAUAUCGCUGCAAUCUACGCCGUGCAGGUGUACCGUGUCGAUCAGUCGUACAAUAUCUGCUCUGACACAAGCGUCGGUGCUGGUUGAUGCAGUUAUCCACCAUAGGAAUGCAGUGCUUUUUGCUCAAUUGUGGUAUAUGAACUGCGAAGCCUACCUUUUCGUGGCCGACGAAACGAGCAAAUUGCACAGAGAUACUGAGGCGGUUAACGGAACGGCAACGCAAUCGGAUGACGAUACGGCAAAAGGCGAUGAAGUUGCCGCGUCAAAGAUUCAUGGCGAUAAAGUGGAUCUGCAAAACUUUGCCUCGGUGUUGGUACCAACGUUGGUGAACGACGGUUUCAAUUAUCCAUUGUUCGAAAAGCUGGUUGAGAAAGUUCUCAAAAGUUGCGCCUGUUCGGAUACAAUAACUACCACUUUGGUUAAAUAUAUAUGUUCUAAAACCUGGAAAUCAAAGUUCGAAUACACAAACAAGAUCCAAUUGUUCAACAGCUACCUGCAUAAGUUAGGUGCCUAUGAUGAGUCAGUAGUCGCCCUCUUCAAGCAACAAUACUGUUCAAACCAAUUCGUUGGAGGAUUUGUUGCCACUUCGAAACGUAUGGGGAACGUGGCAAUAACGACGGCAGAUGACAUAUUGUCGGCUGUGGAGUUAUGUGGUGAGGACGAUAUAGUGCUCAUGACAAACUAUCUGCUCGAGCUGGCUCCACUCUUUGGCAACUCUUUUGUAAAUGGAGAUGGCAAGUUUGAUGUCAAGGAGGGAUGUGAUGUGUCUUACCUCACGGAAAAAAUGGUUUCAGUGCCCCUAGCUGUUUUGGGGAAAUUGCGGAUAUUGAAGCACAAAGAUGCUUGUACAUCUUUCUGGCUUCAUAGCGCUCUCUUGGACCUUUUCCACGCGUGUUCAUGUCUGGUAAAGGCGUUGUCACUGGAUUCUGCGGCGUUCUUGAAGUUUGUGGAAGGUGGGUGGAUUAUGAGCGCAUUGAGUUUCUGCUGCCGCAACCUGUCAGCACCCUCCCACCUCGUCAUAAACUUAUUCGCGGAAAUUAUGCACUUAUGCAUAUCAAAUGAAAUUGUAUCACUUAAAGUACUGCGCGUGGACCGUGGUGCGUACGAUUUUUCCCUGUCUAGCUUGAGGGAAUAUGCGGAUGUGAUGGAGGCUCUGUCGGCGGAGAACGUGGCGCAAGCUUUGGCAGAGGGACCAUUUGGCACAACGGUGGAUUCCAUUGACCCUCAUUACUUUGUAUCAAUGGUAGUGUACUUUGUGGAGUCCGUUGACUCCCAAAAGACAGUCGUUGGCCAUGAUGCCGACGACAUACAGAGGGCUUUAAAAACCUUGAAGGCGGCGACAUACGAAUUUGUUAGCUUUUUAUCCAAAUCGCAAUCCUGUUAUAUAUACAGUUUGGCUUUUGUUUCAAGGCUUUGGUGCUGCUCGUUCCUUUUUUCACAUAUCGCAGAGUACAGCGGCACCUUGUGUAACGUGGACCUUGAACACAACAGCGUUUAUUUAUUGCUACCCGGCAAAUUCGCCGCUGUGGAAACAUCACCGGAUGUUCACAAUGCAGUUAAUCAAGAGGGAGUGCCAAUAGACAUAUCGCAGCUGCUGUUGAAUGCACUGCAGGAUCCAGAAGAAAAUGGCCACCCCGGAGACGCCGAAGAACCCUCAACCGAUAACCCUGAGGAAGUUCCUGUAGGCCCAACACGUGAGGAAAUCGCAUACUUCGGCCGUAAGGCGAUUUCUUUUUACUUCAAUGUGCUUUUCGGGCCACACAUCACGGGAGCCCUGUUCAAAACGUAUGACGUGUUCGGUGAUUCAUGCCACCAUCAGGACCUUGAACUAUGCCUAACUUCCUGGCUUAGUGCGUUCAUGUUGUUGCAGCAUCUGGUGGAAUCUAACCAACUGACAUUAAAGAACGCCAUCCUUAAGGUACUGACGGCCAACCCGUCGGAAGCAGGGGGUGCCAUGUACGAAAGCAUCAAGGCACAGGUCAGUAACGCCGUCGCCGACGAGGGCAAAGAAUACGUCAGUGCGUGGUGGUUAUCAGACGCGCCUGCCAUUCCUGAGCACGCCGAUGAAUCGGCAUUGCACGUUCUGUUGAACGUGCUCAUUUUAUGUCUGGAGAACCUGUACCUAAAGGAGGAACGAUACCGACACCUCGUCAAAACACUCUAUUAUAAGGUGUCAAAGGUCUUCCCUGAGGAGGUUAACCACGUAUGGAACCAAUGCAAAAGUGUAUAUGUGAAGAAACAGAUCAAGAAGUUCACGAAAACCGAGAUCACGCAGCGCCUUAUCGCCGAUGAAUUGCGGGCUCUAAAGGCGUGCAAGUCUAGUGCUCUGCACAUCACACACGACGCCGACUAUCGCAAUUUGUACGCCUCGCUAGACACGAAGGCUGAGGUGUCUAUAAAGCUGACUGUAAAGAUUCCGAAGGCAUUCCCACUGGAACCGUUGUCGUUCACCUCCACGGAGGAUGCGGCUACGUUCAAAAACAAACAUCUGAGGUGGUUGAUGAUGGCACAGAGUGCCGCAAACAGGGGAGGUAUAUCCCAAGGAUUGCUGCUGUGGAGCGACAACAUCACAAAGUUCUUCGACGGAAUAGAGGAGUGUCCAAUUUGCUACUCCAUAGUGCACCUACAGUUCAACAGCAUCCCCGGCAAGACAUGCAAGGUCUGCAAGCACAAGUUCCACACCGAAUGUCUCUACAAGUGGUUCCGCAACGCGCAGAAGGCCAAGUGCCCCCUGUGCCAGUCUACGUCUUCGUUCACGAGCUACAACUAA
Babesia bigemina is the source of this 5367-nucleotide messenger RNA. RefSeq names its product E3 ubiquitin-protein ligase l. The coding region runs from base 1 to 5367 and encodes 1788 amino acids. Gene Ontology annotation, biological process: rescue of stalled cytosolic ribosome; ribosome-associated ubiquitin-dependent protein catabolic process. Gene Ontology annotation, molecular function: ubiquitin protein ligase activity; ribosomal large subunit binding. Gene Ontology annotation, cellular component: RQC complex; cytosol. Lineage: Eukaryota; Apicomplexa; Aconoidasida; Piroplasmida; Babesiidae. The transcript is spliced from 2 exons. The record is from RefSeq and is a predicted model, not a curated record.